Molecule: messenger RNA, 756 nt
Organism: Striga hermonthica
Lineage: Eukaryota; Viridiplantae; Streptophyta; Magnoliopsida; Lamiales; Orobanchaceae
Source: the annotation of a GenBank genome assembly
AUGACACGAAUCCGGUAUAGGCAUUCCACGUACAACGAGGAGGACUGGAUUAAUGAACUUCUCAUAGGGCACGAUGGAAGAUUCUACGAUGCAAUGGGUAUGAACAAGAAACUUUUCAAAUUGCUUUGCAAAGAAAUAAAACAGACGGGUUUCCAUGGGGAUGCAAUACAGCAAAAGGAUUGCAUCGGUGCCAUCGACGGAACCAUCAUACCAGCUUGGGUUCCUGAAGACGAUCAUGGGAAAUACAAUUGUCGAAAAGGUUACUUGUCCCAAAAUGUUAUGGUCGCGUGCGACUUUGAUUGCAAGUUCACUUACGUUUUAGCGGGAUGGGAAGGCAGGAAAUAUUAUGUGGUCGACUCAGCCUAUGCCAAUGUCCCGGGAUUCAUGUCACCUUACCGUGGUGAUAGGUACCAUCUUCCGGAGUGGAUUCGCUCUAACCAAACACCUAAAAAUGCGAGAGAGCUCUUUAACCGACGUCAUGCCACUGUCCGUAAUGUGGUUGAACGUACCUUUGGUAUAUUGAAAGGUAAGUUUCCCAUUAUGAAAGGCCUAAUGCCAAACUACACGCCUGAGUUCCAAACAGACAUAGUUAUCGCAUGUUGUGUUGUACACAAUUUCAUCCUUGAGCACCAAAAGUUCGAGAAUGUACCGUCGGCCAUACAAGACCCGGAUUACAUACCAGAACCAGACGAAGAUGAUCAUACAAUGCCUUUGAUGACAACUUUAGAUACCUCUAAUGUUGGUAUGCGUGAAUAG